This is a messenger RNA of Colletotrichum acutatum, 1383 nucleotides long. RefSeq names its product arginase. The record is from RefSeq and is a predicted model, not a curated record. NCBI's taxonomy places the organism in Eukaryota, Fungi, Ascomycota, Sordariomycetes, Glomerellales, Glomerellaceae. Gene Ontology annotation, cellular component: cytoplasm; nucleus; cytosol. Bases 109 to 1095 code for a protein of 328 amino acids. The transcript has 3 exons. Gene Ontology annotation, molecular function: manganese ion binding; arginase activity.
UAUCUUGUCUGAACCAAAGUCAGCGCCACCAUCGUCAACUCUCACCUACCACCAGAUUUCUCCCACCCCCCGCCAUCACAAAGUUCGCACCUGCGGCGCAUCGCAACCAUGGUCCAGAACACAUCAAUGGUCACGUCCAAGUUCCUCAGCAACCCCGAGGACCUCGGCGUUGUUGCUGUUGGCUUCUCUGGCGGACAGUGCAAGAAAGGCGUCGACGCCGCCCCCAAGGCCCUCAUCGAGUCCGGCCUGCUCACCCAGCUCCGCGAUGAGCUGGGCUACAAGCUCCACGGCGACGAUGAGGUGCACCUCUACACCGACCUCGUACCCGCAGACGACCCUCCCUUCCGCAACAUGAAGAACCCCAAGGCCGUGUCCUCCGUGACGGAGCGCAUCGCCGACCAGGUCUACCAGCAGUCGCGCCUCGGCCGCCUGACCCUGACCCUCGGCGGCGACCACAGCAUUGCCAUUGGCACCAUUGCCGGCUCUGCCAAGGCCACCCGCGAGAGACUCGGCCGCGAGAUUGCCGUCAUCUGGGUCGAUGCGCACGCCGACAUCAACACCCCCGAGACGAGCGACAGCGGUAACGUCCACGGCAUGCCGGUGGCUUUCGUCACAGGCUUGGCCAAGGAGUCUAGACCCGAGUACUUUGGCUGGCUCAAGGAUGAGCACAUGCUGAGUAUCAAGAAGCUGGUAUAUAUUGGUCUGCGUGACGUGGAUGCCGGUGAGAAGAGAAUCCUGCGCGAGAAUGGCAUCAAGGCUUUCAGCAUGUUUGACAUUGACAGAUAUGGUAUCGGACGCGUCAUGGAGAUGGCGCUGGCGCACAUUGGCAACGAUACCCCGAUUCACUUGUCAUUCGACGUUGACGCUCUAGACCCGAUGUGGGCGCCGUCAACGGGCACCCCGGUCCGCGGCGGUCUUACGCUGAGAGAAGGUGACUACAUCUGCGAGUGUGUGCACGAGACUGGCAGCCUUGUCGCGCUGGACCUGGUGGAGGUGAACCCGUCCCUUGCGGCCGAGCAGGAGGGCGCAGCGUCCGAGACAGUAAGAGCUGGCUGCUCGCUUGUGCGUUGCGCUCUGGGAGAGUCAUUGCUCUAAGUUGCUUAGCUUGAGCGUGCGUAGUGGUGUAGAAGGGAGCGAUACAAAGAUGAACGAUUUCUCGACUGCUGAGAGGCGCUUGGUUGCAGAUGGAGAAUGGCGAGGGCUGCCUAUCGAUGGUUGCGGGAACACGUGCAAGACUUAGUAAACGGAACACACGGAGGCAAAGUGCAUUUGGCGCGUAGCGCAAUAGAAGACAGAAUAAGUAGCCAGGGAGACUUAUUCGGAGUCAGUCACAGGGUUGAGGUAGACAGAUACCAAUGAAUACUAGAUUUUUGAGCCCAUCUU